AAAGUCUCAACCUUUAAGAUUUUGAUCCUUUUAUGGUAACUAAGACAUUGAAACAAAUCUUCUGGGUAGAUUUUGGCUCUUCUCUGAUCUUCUCUUUUCUGAUUCAAUCUUAACGAUCCCAAUCUUCUUCUUCUUCUUCUUUUCUGGGAAAAUUUUGGCUCCUUCUGAAUUUUUGUGGGAAAAUUGAAUUGAAUCCGAUUAGUUGGAUCGACAAAAAUCGGAUUCGAAUUUUGACGAUGAAAGCAUCAGGUUCGUUAGAUAGCUGGAGAGAAUAUUUCCGGCGAGGAGAUUCCGAUAUUUUCGGGAUCAUCGAUCAUGCGAUCAUGGUGGCUGCUACUGAUUGUCCUAACAAAUUCAAAUCAAGAAGAGACCAAAUCGCCGAGCUUUUAUUCUCCUGCAGAGUCAGUCGUUGCAUCGGAUGCGACCAUCUUGAGUUGUCUGUUCCCGGAGACGACGAGGCUAAUCGCGGCCGUGGAACCACCGGUGACGGCGGUGGUGGUACGGCGGUUGAUAAAGAGAGCAAAGCUAAUAGUGGCAGAGGAGAUAAUAAUCAUAUGGAUGAGACGAAUAUGAAUAGUAAUCAGAUUGUUAGCAAUUAUACAUUUGAUGAAGCUGAGGCUUUGAGUGAUGAGAUUGAAGAGUUUUCUGUGGUUUCUAAGGAGGUUGCUAGGAUCAAAGAGAUCUUGCUCAACAAAGAAGAUGAGCCAAACUCGGUGUUACUCGAUUCCUUAAGACAUCUUAAGUUGAUGUCUUUGAAUGUGGAUAUUCUUAAGAGUACUGAGAUUGGAAAGGCUGUUAAUGGCCUGAGGAAACAUGGUUCUGAUAAGAUUCGACAACUCGCAAAGACUCUUAUCGCAGAGUGGAAGGAGUUGGUGGACCAAUGGGUCAAUACCACAAAGGAAAUUACUGGUGCUGAAGGUACACCAGAGUCUGCAAACCCGUCCGUCGUUGAUGAAGAAGAAGCAUUUCCAUCUCUUCCAUAUGAUGUUGAUAUCUUUACACCGGAACCAAACGGAUUUGAAAUCUCACACUUCUUUGAUUCCUUGGACUUUGAUGGAAAUCCUCGUAACUCUAAAGAAUACAACACAAGCCAAGAACACGAAAGAAGACCACAAAAUAUCGCCAAGAGAAGACCAGAGGGAACACAAAUGAGGAUACAAGAUGCUCCUUUUAGAUCUAUUAAGCCAUCAUCAGCCACUGAUUUUGAUGGGACUAGAAGACCUCUAAAGCAAAAUACAGAGCAAAGGAUGAAGAACGAAACUGUAUCAGUUCACAAGUCUGAAAAACCCAUGAUCCAAAGGAAACCGGUUGUUACAGAACAGAAGCGGAAAGCUCCCGGACCUCAACAAGAAAAACUUAAAGGUCUUGAUGCAGACGCAAAGUUUGAGUUUGCUAAGAGGAAACUUCAAGAGAGCUACCAGCAUCAUGAGAAUGCCAAGAAGCAGCGAACGAUACAAGUACUUGAGAUGAUCCCAAAGCAAGGUAGUGCUCAGAAACCACAACUCAAAAGACCUGGAAUGAGCAACAGGAAUUGGGCUAACGGGCGAAAAUAGCUUCUUCUCUGUCAAAAUGGUGAAUAACUCUCGGCAAAAGUCAUUUUACUCCACACUUACCACACAUAUCUCGCAAUCUCUGGUGCAAUAAAAGGUAAACAGAGUC
Messenger RNA from Arabidopsis arenosa, 1659 nucleotides. The record is from the annotation of a GenBank genome assembly. NCBI's taxonomy places the organism in Eukaryota, Viridiplantae, Streptophyta, Magnoliopsida, Brassicales, Brassicaceae.